Messenger RNA from Moneuplotes crassus, 817 nucleotides. NCBI's taxonomy places the organism in Eukaryota, Ciliophora, Spirotrichea, Euplotida, Euplotidae. The record is from the annotation of a GenBank genome assembly.
GGUAUAAGAAAAAAUAUGGAAGGUUUUAGGCUAUUUUUCUUGUUUGAAUUUGAUAUGAAAUCCUUAAAUGUUCAAACAGUUAAGAUAUCUUACGAAGAAUUAGGUGAGGUAGCAGUUGUUUUUUGUCAAAACAAGGUAAGUCAAAUAUGGAUAAAAUGUUCUUUCUGCAACUCUGAGCUCCUUAAAAUUCUUGGAACUCCCUAGCUUCUUAUAAUAAUGUGGUACGAGUUAUUAUAAAGAUCAGACUGAGUUUUUUUAAUUUCUAAAAAGAUAAGUAAGCAUUUAAAAUUAUCAAAAAUUCCUCUUUACUCUCAGACUGCAUCCACUAAUACUGACACAACAACAAAUCCCCCCACUUCCAUCAGUAAACCCUCAGCUAUAAGUUAUUUAGCAUCACCAGCUCCUUUAGACAUCAAAACUCUAUACAUCAAAACUCUAUACAUUGUCUAUUCUCAGCUAAUACUAAAAUUUAAAAUUUCUUAUCUUAACUUCUAUCGUUCUCUUCGAUCCCAUUCCAAAUUUCUUAAGUUCAAAACCCCCCAAAGAACAUCCUAGGAGUAGCUCCAAGCUGUAAAUAGAUGCUAAAGCCUUAUCUUGGCCUGAAAGUCUCCUGCUGGACUACAGUCACUCUUAAGAAGUGUCUCUUCCUUUAAGAAUUCGCCAAGCGAACCCACAGGUUUAGAAUAAGAACAAAGCUCAUUGUGGAACGUUUAAAGCAGAAAGUGGAAAUCCAUUUGUAAGCUGACUGGGAGAUUAGUGGGAUGCAAGUAGAGAUCCAAGUGUUUAGGGAGGAUAAGACUGAAGGUUUAGUAGAAGG